CGGCCCAAUUAGAAAAUCACGUCCAAGAUCUGGAAUCACCUUACCCGUCGUGUGCCAAUUCAUCCGAUCCGGCAUCUCUCUACGGCUCAUCUCAGCCAGACGGUCGACGCUGUAUUGCUCUCUCCAUUUCCAGCUCCUCUUCCCCUUAGGUCGGACGCAGUCUACACCACCCCGUUCGUCUAGUAUCCCGAGACAUGUUUGAUAAUCUUGGAGCGCAACCUGGAGUGCUCAGGCCACCAACUAAUGUGCAGCAAAAUGCAUUUGGGAAUGCAUUCUAUGGCGCAGGGUCUGGUUUAAUAAGAGGCGGGUUGGGUGCUUAUGGAGAGAAAAUUCUUGGUUCAAGUUCUGAAUACGUCCAAAGCAAUAUCAGUAGAUACUUUUCUGAUCCGCAAUACUACUUCCAAGUCAAUGACCAAUAUGUGAGGAACAAAUUGAAAGUUGUACUUUUCCCAUUCCUGCAUAGGGGACAUUGGACAAGAAUCACAGAGCCAGUAGGUGGCAGGCUUUCCUAUAAGCCCCCAAUUUAUGACAUAAAUGCUCCAGAUUUGUACAUACCCUUUAUGGCAUUUGGCACCUAUGUUGUUCUUGCUGGUUUAUCAUUGGGUCUCCAGGGAAGGUUUAGCCCAGAAGCAAUAAAUUGGCUGUUCAUGAAGGGUUUGGUGGGGUGGUUUUUACAAGUUACAUUGCUGAAGAUGACACUUUUCUCUCUUGGGAGUGGAGAAGCACCUUUGCUGGAUAUUGUCGCUUAUGCAGGAUAUUCCUUUGCGGGGUUGUCUAUAGCUGUCUUGGGAAAGAUCUUCACGAGCUACUCGUACUACUUUUUGAUGCCAUGGGCGGGUCUCUGCAUGGGGGUAUUUCUGGUAAAGACAAUGAAGAGAGUGCUCUUUACUUACGAUUCUAGUAGGCAUCAUUAUCUCCUCCUCUUCAUUGCCUUGGCUCAGUUCCCCCUUCUGUUUUGGCUCGGAAAUAUUACCACUAGUUGGUUCUUAUGAAGAUAUGAACUGUAUGCAUGCUCACGCAGUAACAGAAUGGACAAUUUUCUUAGAUAAUUUUGUUCUUUUUACAGUAAUAUUGUUUGGUGCUUUGACGAAUCUGUUACAUUGUAUCAUCUUUGUCCAACAAAAUGUGCCAUGCAGCGAUAGACUGUUGCUCACUGUAUAUUUCACUUUCUAAUUUUUGCGCCACAAAAACUUGUAGAUUCAUUUCUGUACAUUAAAAAGUAAAGCUAAUGGAUAUAUUUUGAGCUUGUUUUGCAAGGCACAUACUUACCGAGAUUGAUUCGUUUUGGUGCAAUAACGUUC
Messenger RNA from Cuscuta europaea, 1301 nucleotides. The record is from the annotation of a GenBank genome assembly. Lineage: Eukaryota; Viridiplantae; Streptophyta; Magnoliopsida; Solanales; Convolvulaceae.